CCCCUGGUGGACGGGUGCGGCGCUGCAGCAUCAGUCCCCGCUGAGAAUAGUUCAGUUUCGGUUUCUAUUCCUCGGAAACGACAGUGAACUAUCCUCCCCCUGUACGUGAAAGGCUGUACGUCGACUUCUGCAGGGAGACAGACAGAGCACAGACGAACCCCAGACAGAGAUGGAGGAGUCGGACAUAUUCAAGUUCAUCUGUGCCAACAGAGGAGCGGUGGACUCCGAGGAACUGUGCAACGUGGGCUUCGCCAACGUGUCGCAGAUCAUCAGGACUAAGAGGUUUCUCCUGUUCGGAGGUGGAGGAGGAGAAGGCCAGGAGGUGGUGGUGGCCAGGACCCGGCUGAAGCUGUGCAGGGCCAAGGACUGUCCGGGGACAUGUUCGAGACUCCACCUGUGUAAACACGUCCUGUUCAGCGGCGUCUGCUCCUUCACCCUGCUCAGGGGACGAUGCCUCUUCUCCCAUGAGCUGAACUCUGAGCACAAUGUGAGGGUACUGAGGGAGCACAAAGUGGAGAGCCUGAGCCGGACAGAGCUGUGCACGCUGCUGCUGCAGAACGACCACUCGCUCACGCCUGAUAUAUGUCACGAUUACAACAACGGCGAUGGCCUGUUUGGCCUGUGUCAGGCCGGGGCUGACUGCGUAAGACUGCACAUCUGUGAGCGGUACCUGAAGGGGAACUGCACCUGCUCCAGGACUCACAACUUCAGUGCUCCACAGCCACUGAAGAUCCUGAAGGAGAGAGAUGUGCCUGACGAAAUCAUCAACUCCUUGAAAUUUGUCUACAGGAACAAAGAGGCUUUAAGGUUGUCUGGCCAAAGGGGAGAUCGUCAACAGCAGCAACCGGGCUUUUCUACCAGUGACGGCCAUGCUGCUGCCAACUUUACUGGCGAGUACUACAGGGGGAGAGGCGGAAUCCGGGGAAACAGGGGCAACAGGGGCAACAGGGGAAACAGGGGAAACCGGGGCCACAGGGGUAAUAGGGGUAAUAGGGGAAUACAGGGCAACAGGGGAAUUCCGGGCAACACUGGAAUUCGAGGCAACAGGGGAAACCAGGACGUUGAUCAGCUUCAACCAUCCGGUUCCACUAGUGACUGCCUUAUCGACUUCGACGACUUAGAUCUGUACACAGAAGACGGACUGAGCGAAGACAACAGUGAGCAGCGACAACCAAACUCUUCCUCCAUCACUGAUGCGAGCAGCGACAAUGGGAGAGGUGGUUACCAGGGCAACCGGGGCAACAGGGGAAACCAGGGUGGCCUCCAGCAGCACCGAUCCUCUUCCUCUGGUGACCUCCUUGCUGAGUUCGAUGACUUAGAUCCCUUUAGCAAUAAGGGACAGAGCGACGGCUUCGGAGGAGAGAUGAGAGGCUCAGGGGUGAGAGGUGGUUACCAGGGCAACAGGGGCAACAGGGCCAACAGGGGAAACCAGGGUGGCGUCCAACAGCCGCACCGAUCCUCUUCCUUAGAACGCCUCGUUGACUUCGAUACCAUGGCUCUCUUAAGCAAUAUGGGACAUAGCGGAGGCUUCGGAGGAGAGAUGAGAGGCUCAGGGGUGAGAGGUGGUUACCAGGGGAACAGGGGCAACUAUCAGCGGCGGCCGAACACCAACAACGAUGACCCGAGCAAGAGACAGAGACAAUGGCCUGGCAGAGAUAAAACUGAGAUCUGUAUGCAUUUCAUCAUAGGACACUGUAAGCACGAGGAUAAGUGUUUCAGACAUCACGACAAGAUGCCGUACAGGUGGCAGGUCAAAGAGGGGAUGGAGUGGACCGCCCUGCCCAAAAAUGAGGCGAUUGAAAAGGACUUCUGUGACCCCACAAAAACACACAGUGGUACUACCGAUCCUGUCGAUUUUGACAUCAUGACCUGUGGACCCAAUAAAGUGCGACGACUCUCCACCUGUAACUCUCUGGUUCAGCCGAGCUACCUCCACACCACCGAGUGGGUCUGGUACUGGGAGGAUGAGUUCGCAAAGUGGAACGUGUACACUUCAUCCCCCGCAACAGACAUGGAAAGCAGUGAGCUGGAGAAGAGGUUCUUGGCCAACCCCAGUGACGUGGUGGACUUCAUCGUUGGUUCCCAGUCGUAUUCACUCAGCUUCCAGGACAUGAUACAAACAAACAACCAUUUUGGCACAAAGAGACUCGUGAGGAGACGGCCCCGGUUCGUCUCUGCAGCCGAUGUCAAAGCAAAGAGAAUAAGGAGGCCUCUGGAUCAACCAAGCUUUCUUGCUAUACCAGACCACUGGGACAAGACACAGAUUCCUGCAACAGGAUACAAGCGAGUCUCCCUGCAGCGCACCUCACAGGAAUUUAUGAAGAUCGCAGCUAUGUUCUUUACAACCAUGAGAGGCUUUGACAUCGUCACAAUCGAGAGGAUUCAGAACAAACCGCUGUGGGAAAGCUUUCAGUUGCAGAGGACUCAGAUGAGGACCAACAACGGUGGACGCAACGUGGAAGAAAAAAAUCUCUUCCAUGGCACUGACUCCGUACACGUGGAUGCCAUCUGCCUCACCAACUUCGACUGGAGGAUCUGUGGAACUCAUGGAACUGCUUUCGGCACAGGUAGCUACUUUGCCCGCGACGCCAAAUACUCCCACAGCUACACCGAUGACUCUGACGUCAAAUCCAUGUUCAUCUCACGGGUGCUGGUGGGAGACUUCACCAAAGGUUCCUCUGUCUACCGCCGCCCUCCUUCCAAGGACGGCAGCCCCGCAAACCUCUAUGACAGCUGCGUAGAUGACGUCACACGCCCGUCUAUCUACGUCGUGUUCGAUAGGCAACAAAUCUACCCCGAGUACCUGCUGCAGUACAAGACCUCAGACCUCAAGACAGUACACCACCAGCCUGCUACCAACCCGUACGUCAACACUGUACCUAGUUUUGUACGCAGCACAUCAGCUCAGUCUUACACAGCUGCAAACCAACCCAGCAAGACAGUACACCACCCGCCUGCUACCAACCCGUACGUCAACACUGUAUCUAGUUUUGUACGCAGCACAUCAGCUCAGUCUUACACAGCUGCAAACCAACCCAGCAAGACAGUACACCACCCGCCUGCUACCAACCCGUACGUCAACACUGUACCUAGUUUUGUACGCAGCACAUCAGCUCAGCCUAACACAGCUUCAAACCAACCCAGCAAUUUGAGAUACAAUUCCCAGUCAGCCACCUUCCAGUACCCACGCUCUGCAUCGUCUUCAUCUCUACCCGAAAAGAAAAAGUCUGAUUCCUGUGUCAUUGCUUAGGUGCCAAGUUGAAGUGAAUGGAUCAUGCAAUAGUAGAAAUCCUUUUUGUUUGACAGGAGAGGAGAGUUGAAGGAGCUCCUGCAGAAUGCUUUGGAUGAUUUGAUGCAAUGAUUUAAAAUGGUAAGGAACUGACUAAGAAAGUGUGUACUGAGGAGUUUAUGAAGCCUGCGAUGGAGUCGAUUAACUUGGUUAAACUCAAAUUAUAAACCACAUGGAUAGAAACAGUAGUGGGCACACAGGAAAUUGAUUUACAGUAACCGGGUGAGCAUUAAAUCUUGAGCUGAUCAACCAGUGAAUUGCAAAUGUUAAUAGUUUGUAAACGGUUGAUGGUGCUUAUUGUUCAGUGAGGCGCUAUUAGUCUCUCGAUUUCCUCUUUGGCAGUUUUUCAUUGCAUCAGUUUCCAUGGCUUUGAAUACGUUAUGAUUGAUUAAGUUUUCAUUGUUAUAACUUUACAACCUUUGCCACACAUUUGACCUUUUUUCUGCAGCAUAUAAUUUUUUUUGAAUUUCCACUCUUAACACCUUAAAAUAGUUUGUAACCAUCAUUGUUUUGAACACUUAUAAAGUAACAAACACAAGUGCAGUUCUGAUAGAUGUGCUGAGGAAAUGUUAAACAAUACAUCCGAUUAAACAUGUUCACAAUAGAUAGUUUACGAAGUCAUCGUGGAAUGAAGUGAUGCUGCUGCACACUGCGACAAUCAAUUCUCGUCAAUUCAAAAAUUAACUCGAUGGCUGCUUUCCCAAAAUGUCAUUGGAUUUAGUUUGACUCAAUGAAAGUGUGCAGUUAUUGAUUAUUGAAAUCGAAACCUACAGAUAAUGCGUAGUCAUUCACAGUAUGAUUCCUCUGUCGCUGAAAAUAUUGUAUCGUUAACACUGUUGUGCAUUAAAAAUAAAUGUAAUUUUUAAUGGAAAA
Molecule: messenger RNA, 4162 nt
Organism: Platichthys flesus (European flounder)
Lineage: Eukaryota; Metazoa; Chordata; Actinopteri; Pleuronectiformes; Pleuronectidae
Product: protein mono-ADP-ribosyltransferase PARP12-like
Exons: 12
Coding region: 170-3250 (1026 amino acids)
Molecular function (GO): metal ion binding; NAD+ poly-ADP-ribosyltransferase activity
Source: RefSeq, a predicted model, not a curated record